Molecule: messenger RNA, 1182 nt
Organism: Bathycoccus prasinos
Lineage: Eukaryota; Viridiplantae; Chlorophyta; Mamiellophyceae; Mamiellales; Bathycoccaceae
Product: vacuolar membrane PQ loop repeat protein
Exons: 1
Coding region: 1-1182 (393 amino acids)
Source: RefSeq, a predicted model, not a curated record
AUGAGCGGACAGACUACGCGUUCAAAUUCGUGCGAGUGCGAUUCAAACGCGUACACUGGUCUCGUGCGCGAUAUCUUUCGCGUGUGCGCGUACUCUCCGAUCGAAUAUGUUGGUUUCUUGAGCGGUUUGUGUUCGAUCGCGUUUUGGAUCGUCUGCCAAUUUCCACAAGUGUUGCAAAACUAUCAGCUGAAAACGAGCGAAGGAUUGAGCGGUUACUUCUUACUCCUGUGGGCGUUCGGGGACAGUUGCAACCUGGUCGCGUGUGUCCUCACGGGAGACCAAACGCCGGUGCAGAUGUACACCGCGGUGUACUUUUUGAUGAGCGAUUCGGUGCUGAUUUCCCAAUUCGUUUUGUAUAGGAAAAGACAAAUUCAACGAGAAGAAAGGCAAACGAGAAGACGACGACGACUGAGUUUCAAUGAAUCGAUAAUACGGGAGGAGGAAGAAUCUCCUGAGGACGAGAACGAGAAUGCGGUGAUAUCGGCCACGAUGGCGAGGAUUGAUGAGAACAUCAGCACCGCGCGUAGUUACGAAGAGGAAUCGAGGAACGAUCCAACGACGCCGAAGCGCACUACUAAGAAACACAAAAAGAAGAAGAAGCCGGUGUCACCGUCGACAUACGUGACGGGUUUCUUAGGCGCAGGCGUUUCCGUGUAUUCAAUACGAUCGCUUUCUGGUUCUGAUGCAAUGAGAUCGUUGAGCGGUGCUACGCGUUCGUUGCAAAGCGCGACCGGUUGUUUGAAUCAAGCCGUAAGUACGGCGUCGGAAGCGAGAGUAACGUCCGGUCGGUUCAUCGGUUACGCUUCCGCGACGAGUUAUUUAGGAGGGAGAGUGUUUCAGAUCAUGAAAAAUAGGAAACGCAAAUCGUGCGAAGGCGUGUCGGCGUUGAUGUUUUUCUUUGCCAUUAGCGCGAACGUGACUUAUGGAAUGUCGAUCAUCUUCAUGAAGAAUUUUAGAUGGGUUGAAAUCGUCGAUUCGCUGAGCUUCUUGCUCGGUAGUUUAGGCACGUGCGUUUUGGAUUUGUACAUUUUAAAGCAAAGCAGAUAUUAUCGCGCGUUAGGCACGGACGCGUCGGCAACAACUGCUCCCGUUGAUCGCACGAGUAGUUUGAUAGAAAACGAUUGGCUGGAAAGAGAAGCGAGCGUCCACUUGCUCUCGCAAGAAGCGGUCGAAGAUUUGUAA